Molecule: messenger RNA, 465 nt
Organism: Ectocarpus sp. CCAP 1310/34
Lineage: Eukaryota; Phaeophyceae; Ectocarpales; Ectocarpaceae
Source: the annotation of a GenBank genome assembly
AUGCCGACUGACAAAUUUUGUGGUGCGCACCCCAAAAACGCUUGUCCAACUCCGCUUCGCAGCUCGCGCCUGGGAGAGGUGCGCAGCUCCGGCGGCGUCUUUGACCCUUACGUGUACCGAGGGGCCGGGGGUAAAGGCCUUCCUCCGAUGAUGAGCAGCGAAGGCGUGAAGGAAAGGCUCGGCAUCAUGCGGGGCCACCUCAAGUCGGGAGUGUGUGCGGGAAUCAUCCAGGUGCAUGCCGGUUUUGCCUAGCGCUCUCCCGUGUUCGUUAGUGAUAAUUGUGAGAAGCUGUUGGCCGGCGACAACUUAUCUAACACCGCUGCUCCACUGCGACUUUUGGUUGAAGGGUUGCAACACGAAUCGCUCCGCUCUGCUCUAUCGCACUGCCACCUGACGCAUAUCCGCUCCGCGCCGUGCCGUGAGGUUUCAUUCGAUUUGAUAGACAGAGUGCACAAGGGUCGUCCU